Messenger RNA from Dendronephthya gigantea, 463 nucleotides. RefSeq names its product N-alpha-acetyltransferase 38, NatC auxiliary subunit-like. The coding region runs from base 53 to 430 and encodes 125 amino acids. The record is from RefSeq and is a predicted model, not a curated record. Gene Ontology annotation, cellular component: NatC complex. NCBI's taxonomy places the organism in Eukaryota, Metazoa, Cnidaria, Anthozoa, Malacalcyonacea, Nephtheidae. Gene Ontology annotation, molecular function: RNA binding. The transcript has 3 exons.
ACUCCCGCGCUUAAACAGAAAGAAACAAAUAUGGCGGAUCGUCGAAAUCUCUAUGGUUAACACUGGUUACAAGACAUUUUACACGAUGUCCGAUGAGACAAACCCACCAACACCACCAUCCAAGGCUUUGUUACAAAGUUGGUUAAAUAAAACUCUCAAAGUAAAAAUAUCAGAUGGGCGGCGGCUAAUAGGAUCAUUCUUGUGUACAGACCAAGAAAUGAACAUCAUUCUUGGAUCUUGUCAAGAGUUUGUGCAUGGUGAAGAUUAUGAGAAUGAAGAUCCAAGAAUAUUAGGUCUGGCUAUGAUUCCUGGAAAACAUAUUGUCUCUUUAGAAAUUGACGAACAGCAGACAUCUCAUAUUGACAAAAAAACUGUUGAUAAUGAUACAAUUGACUUGUCUACACAAAUAGAACAGUCACCUACCAGCUGAACAUUGUAAAUUUUUAUGUUUAAUAAAGUUAGU